Messenger RNA from Astyanax mexicanus (Mexican tetra), 1611 nucleotides. RefSeq names its product fibroblast growth factor 24 (gene fgf24). The record is from RefSeq and is a predicted model, not a curated record. NCBI's taxonomy places the organism in Eukaryota, Metazoa, Chordata, Actinopteri, Characiformes, Acestrorhamphidae. Gene Ontology annotation, biological process: limb morphogenesis; dorsal/ventral pattern formation; positive regulation of protein phosphorylation. The transcript is spliced from 5 exons. Gene Ontology annotation, molecular function: type 2 fibroblast growth factor receptor binding; type 1 fibroblast growth factor receptor binding; growth factor activity. Gene Ontology annotation, cellular component: cytoplasm. The coding region runs from base 792 to 1418 and encodes 208 amino acids.
CUAUCAGGUGCAGACCGCUGACAGGUUUCCACCCACCGCCAGCAAAAAGCCCCCGCCGCAGCGCGAGCGCAAAAAAAGCCUCCGCGCCACGCGCACCGCUCACACGCAGCAAUCUCUCUCGCACGCGGAUCCGCCACCUCCUGGAUAACAGAGCAGUGCAGUCUCUUGUCUUCACUUUUUUUGUCUUUUUUUUAUCAUUAUUUGUAUUUUUUCUCGCGGUUACGGACUGGAGCGGUGGGGUCACGAUCAUACACUCAGAGAAACACGCGCACGCGGAGAGUUUAGGAUGAGUCGCGCGAGUCGCGAGCGGAAUGUAACUGGUGGUCGGUGCUGGAGCAGCGCGUGAGGAGCAGCAGGAGGAAGAUCUGAAGGAAGGAGUUUUUCUUUCUGAUGCUGGGUUUGUUGAUUUUUGUGCGCGCGGAAGGAAGAGACGACGACCCCGGUCAAGGCGCGCACGUAGUGUGAAGUGAAUCUUUCCGCACUUGGGAGACAGACAGAGAGAGAGAGAGUCAGAGAGAGAGAGACUGACUGAGUGAUAUCAAGAAGGAGACAGAAAGAAAGAGAGAGAAAAAGGUGCGCAGGGUUCUGUGGAAAAAAGAGAGCACUGUCCAUUAUUCUGUCCAUUUUCACCCAGCCUGAUGGUGCGCGCAGAGGCUCGCGCGCACUCCCUCUGUCUCUCUGAGCGGGACCGCAGCUCUGCGCCGGGAUUCGCUGGCUGAGGUGGCGGGGGGCUCCGCCGCGCGUGCUUUACUGGGACGGCCGACCGGUGGAAACAGGUGGAUCUGACCAAGAUGUCCGGACUGCCCUCGCGGUUCCUCUACGUGUGUUUAAAUUUUCUGGUCCUCUACUUCCAGCUACAGGAGGCUCACCAGAGUUCCGCAGACUUCCGGUUCUACAUCGAGAACCACACUCGGGACGACGUGAGUCGGAAGCAGGUGCGGAUAUACCAGCUGUACAGCCGGACCACGGGGAAGCAUGUGCAGAUCCUCGGCAAGAAGAUCAACGCCAAUGGAGACGAUGGGGGCAAGUACGCUCUCCUCGUGGUGGAGACGGAGUCAUUCGGCAGUCAGGUUCGAAUUAAAGGAAAAGAGAGUGGCUACUACAUCUGCAUGAACAGAAACGGCAAAAUUGUUGGCAAGCCCAACGGGAGUAACCCGGAGUGUGUGUUCGUGGAGGAGUUCUUGGAAAACAACUAUACGGCGUUAAUGUCUGCCAAGUACAAAGGCUGGUACCUGGGCUUCAACCGCAAGGGCCGGCCCAAGAAAGGAUCUCGGACCACACAGACGCAGCAGGAAGUACAUUUCAUGAAGAGAGACCCCAAGGGGAAGGUGGACCCUCAGGAGGAGUUCCGUUUCACCACCGUAACAAAACGGACACGUAGGGCGCGCCGAUUAAGGCCCAACCCAAAAACGAACUGAGGUGGACGGGACGGCAGACUGGGCAUGCACUGUUUUAUUAUUUAUUUUUUUUUUUCUCAUGGACAUCUUGAGCUUCUCGCCUUAAACUAGCGUUUAAAAGACUAAAGACUUUUAUUGCAACUGAAAAGCAGCAGCAGCAGUAAGGGGAGGAAACAACGAUGACUACAGGAGAGACUUUAAAAAAAAAAAGAGA